AUGAAUGACACCGUUCAGACAACAGCCGCUCAAUGCGCCCUCGCCUUGCCGGAGAUUGUAUCUAUGAUCCUCCAAUGGAUUUGUCUUGGAUGUAGACGCUGGGACUCGGUGUGGUAUUUUAUCGCCCUCAAACGUCCUAUUUUGGAUUGUGGACUCGUCAAUUGGGUCUGGUUUCAUCAAGCCAUGCGCUAUCUCUGGAAGAAGCCCAUCCCCGGUGACCUUCCGAAGCUUCUUGAGAAAGUCACGCCACAACGCCGACAGCUUUACGCCAACCUUGUUGAGGAAGCAGGAAUGUGUGUCAUCAAUGGCCACAGAGUCCCGUAUUACGAUGCGAUGCUGCGCGAACUACGAUUUCCAAAACUCAAGUUCUUAACUCUCAGGACCGAGCCUGGCCAUAAGCAGAGCCAGGACUUCGAGUGCCAUAUCCCUCGAUUAGGAUCGAAUCAUAUCAAGACGGUGUUUAUCGACUGUUCUUACAGGAUGUGGCCUGCGUUGGCAACGUAUGAAAUGCAUGAGGUCCUUCGUCAAAUCCCGGCUGCUUUCCCUGAGGUAGAAGACAUAUGCUUUGACAAGGCACAAGAGGCCACUAUAGGUGCAGAGGAAUGGUUGGCACAACAACUCCCUGGUAAACAAUUUAUAUUUCUAAAUUUCUUUUGA
This is a messenger RNA of Aspergillus pseudonomiae, 657 nucleotides long. RefSeq lists its product as uncharacterized. Lineage: Eukaryota; Fungi; Ascomycota; Eurotiomycetes; Eurotiales; Aspergillaceae. The record is from RefSeq and is a predicted model, not a curated record. Bases 1 to 657 code for a protein of 218 amino acids. The transcript is spliced from 2 exons.